AUGGAAGCUUCACAAAAUCUUCAGACACCCCCAAAGUUCAUUAACGAUGAUAGUGUGAGCCAAGAAUGUGAGAACCUGAUCUCUUCUUUACAUUCAGAGAAAGAUUCCACUGGAAAAACACUCUACAACUACCAAGGAUCUUGGUACUAUCCCAACACAGUCCAAGCAAUCCUAAACUUUCAAAAACAUUUCCGAGCACGAGACAACGAUAUCAUCCUAGCUUCUUUCCCUAAAUCAGGAACCACUUGGCUCAAGGCUCUAACAUUCGCCGUCGUCCAUAGAAACAAGUAUGCAACUAAUCUUGUGUCUCAUCCUCUCCUCUCCGACAAUCCCCAUAACCUCGUCCGGUUUCUUGAAGCUGAUUUAUAUGUUAACAAUCAACGUCCUGACCUGGAAGAGCUUCCUUCUCCUAGGCUCUUUGCAACCCACAUGCCGUUUCAAACGCUUCAUGAUUCUUUAAGAGAUUCACCUUGCAAGGUGGUUUACGUGUGUAGGGACAUAAAAGAUGUGUUGGUCUCUCGUUGGCAUUUCAUAAGCAAACUUGUUAAAAAGGAGUUAAAUUGUAACUACCCGCUUGAAGAGACGUUUGAAAAAUUUAUUAAAGGGGCUUACAGCUUUGGACCGUUUCAGGAUCAAGUCUUAAGUUAUUUUAAAGAGAGCUUGGUGAAUUCGAAUCCGGUACUCUUCAUGAGGUAUGAAGAAAUGAUAGAGAAGCCUGAGGCUCAAGUUAUGAGGCUUGCAGAUUUCUUAGGUUGUUCGUUUACUGAAGAAGAAAAGCAAAGUGGGACGGUGGAGAAGAUCUUGGAACUGUGUAGUCUUGGUAACUUGAGUAACUUGGAGGUUAACAAGAUGGGGACAUCUACUUGUGGAAUUGCUCACCAAGCGUUUUUUCGUAAAGGAGGAGUUGGUGACUGGAAGAAUCAUCUUACUGAUGAUAUGGCAAGAAAACUGGAUGAGAUGGUCAAAAAGAAACUAGAAGGUUCAGGGUUGAAGUUUGAGUGAUCUAAGGUGGUAAUCUUUGAUAUUCAAUAAAAAAAUAUUGUUAUGAUGAAGAAUUUAUGAAAGAUAAGCUUAUUUUACAGUUUGCUUAUCUUUUGGUGUGUUGUUUUUUUUCUUAAAUAUAUUGGAAAAGAUUUUCUUUUGUUUUCCUUUUUACAUGUACACAAUACACCUAAACAAAGUUAAAAAAAAAC
This is a messenger RNA of Eruca vesicaria subsp. sativa (arugula), 1193 nucleotides long. Lineage: Eukaryota; Viridiplantae; Streptophyta; Magnoliopsida; Brassicales; Brassicaceae. The record is from the annotation of a GenBank genome assembly.